AUGCCGGGAUUAUUAGCCGUGCCGAUUAAUUUACCAGGGACACCUUUUAAUCGUUCAAUUAAAGAAGGGAAAAAGCUGAAAUUGGAGCUGUUGAAGAUUGUGGAGGCUAGGAAAAAGAUGAUUCCAAAGUUGAAGGAAAGGGAAAAGGCUGGAUCAGGUUUUGAGGACAUACUGUCUCGAAUGUUGUUGGAGGGAAAAGACCAUUUCAAGUCAGACAUGGAAAUCGUCAAUAAUCUUAUCAGCUUUUUACUUCCAAGUUAUGAAGGGAUCACAGCCGCCCUCACCACCACCUUCAAGUACCUCUCUGAGCUUCCUCAGGUAAUUAAUGAACAUAGGAACAUUGCCAAAUCCAAAUCUCCGCAAGAGAAGUUGAAUUGGGAAGAUGUGCAACAGAUGAAAUACUCUUGGAAUGUGAUAUGUGAAGCAAUGAGGCUAAUACCUCCUACCUUUGGGACUUUCAGAGAGGCCAAAAUUGACCUCAACUUUGCAGGCUACACAAUUCCAAAAGGAUGGAAGAGUCCAUUUACAUCAAACAAAGAUCCCAAGUGUUUCCAGAACCCGGAGACUUUUGAUCCCGAAAGAUUCGAUCGAGACGGGAUGCUACCAAGCAGCUAUGUACCUUUUGGUGGAGGGACUCAAAUGUGUCCUGGAAAGGACUUCGCCAAAUUUGUUAUGCUCGUAUUCACGUACAAUGUAGUGUCAAAAUUUAGAUUCAGAAAACGAAUUCCUGAUGAAAAGAUAAUAUAUCUCCCAGGUCCUAGGCCUGAGAAGGGUCUUCCCGUCCUACUCCAACAGCAUCAGCAUCACGAGUAGGAUUUUGUUCUGGAUGCGAUGAUGAUGAUAUUCUGAUAGCCAAUCCAUAUCGAGGAAGCAUGAAAUUCUUCUGUUGACGAAAAAGACUAUAUGGAACUCCAGAUUUAUGAUAUGGAACUCCAGAUUUAUGAACCUGUCAGUCUGAUUUAUCAUUCUCUAUUAUUUUAUCUGUCUGUCCGUGUUUGUUAUAUGAGUUAAAGAGCAGAGGACAGAGUGUUAUGCGAGACAAUUGGUGAUGGAUUCUUUGAGGCAAGUAGG
Messenger RNA from Oldenlandia corymbosa var. corymbosa, 1071 nucleotides. The record is from the annotation of a GenBank genome assembly. NCBI's taxonomy places the organism in Eukaryota, Viridiplantae, Streptophyta, Magnoliopsida, Gentianales, Rubiaceae.